AUGCCUAUCUUAAAUCAGAAGAGACUUCAAUCAAGUCCGGAUAAUAUCAUGUCUGUGGGUUAUAAUGCAAAUCUUUUUAACUCACUGAAACCAGUUCCUCGAGUCACCAGUUGCCAUCACUGUGGGUUGCAUGGAUCCAGGAGGUGCUCUCAAUGCAGACAGACCUACUACUGUUCAUUGGAGUGCCAGAAAAAAGACUGGCCCACACACUCUAUAAUCUGCAGACCGGCUUCACAGAUGGAACAGAAUGCUAGCACAUCUCCCAGCAGUUCAGGAGAGAGAGCUAAACAACCAAAGUUGUUCCUGCAAAAAUCGUUUUUAAGGGCAGGUAGGAGCCACAGCAGAGGUAUUGUCCUGGAAUUUUCUAGCCCAAGUAAUUUCUUUGUGCAGGUUCUAAGUACUAAAUCCGUUGAAUCUCUUCAUAAAUUAAUGGUAUCACUAAGCAGUGUGUAUAAAAACUCACAGAACCUGAUGAAAAAUUAUGAGCCUGCAAUAGGGGAAGUCUGCGUUGCUAAAUACUCUCAGGACAAGAAUUGGUACAGGGUAUUGGUACAGAGUAUUGACAAUCUGUUGAAGACGGCACAGGUGAUUUAUCUUGACUUUGGAAAUCAAGAGACUGUAAAGUUUGAUGAUUUGCAACAAAUGCACAAAGAAAUUGAACUUUGUCCACCUAUUGGAAUAAAGUGCUACUUGGCCAAUGUCAUUGCGCCUACAUGCGGUUGGACACCAGAAUGUCUUAUAGAGAUCAGGAGGAUGCUCCUUGGACAGAAAAUUUCCUUCACAAUAAUUCAAGUAGAACAAGAGUAUUUUCCCUGUUAUGCUAUUGACAUUGUUAUACCAGAUUCAGGAAUAAACUUGAAAAAAUGGCUUCUGGAAAAGGGCUAUGCAAUAAAUAAAAAUACAAAAAGCAAAGGGAAUAAUGAAAGUAAGGUGAAAAACGAAAAUCAAGAUAUUGUUAAAAAAGUAGACAAGGAUAAUAAAGUCUUAAAUGAAAAUUGUGAGCAGCUUAGUGACACAAUACCACCACCGCUAAAGAACAAACAAUGGAAAGCUAUUGAUAUCUCAGUAGGAGAUGUGUUUAUGGCUGUAGUUACUGAGAUUCAGUCCCCGGGAUACUUUUUUUGCCAGCAAGUAAAAAACUCAGACCAGCUUACAAAGCUCCUGGAAUCAAUGAAUGAGCAUUACAAGAAAAUGCCUGCUGUUUCAACUUUUUUCCCGACUGCAGGAGACGUUUGCAGUGCUCAGUUUUCUGUGGACAACCAGUGGUAUAGAGUCAGUGUUUUGGAGUAUGUGUCUAAGGAAUCUGUGUUGAUUGGAUAUAUAGAUUUUGGUAAUCUGGAAGUCCUUCCUGUUUCCAAACUACGUCCAAUGCUACCAAGUAUGGAGUCUCUCCCUAUACAAGCCAUAAAGUGUUCUUUAGCAGGUGUGAAUCCGGUCUUAGAUACAUGGACCAUGGAAGCCACUACUUUGUUUAAGUCACUUGUUAUGAACAAAAUUCUCACGGUUAGCGUUGUGAAUAAGAAUACGGAGUCUGCGUUGGUAGACCUACGUGAUGUGUCUGUAGAACCAGAGCUAGUCAUCUCCAGAUGCCUUGUUGAAUCAAAGGUGGCCAGUCCAAGAGAGGCUACAGAAAAUAAAUGUUGCAGAGAAGAGGAAAGUUCCACAAAAGCUGAUGAUAAAGAUUCUUUUCCUUUAAAAUGGGUUGAGCUUCCAGUUGGUCGUGCUGUUGAUGUUACAAUAUGCAUGCUGUGUAGUCCUGGAGAAUUUUACUGUCAGCGCUGCACAGAAGCAGAUUUUAAAUUGCUUCAUGAACUGAACAUCUCACUGGUAAAGUAUUGUCAGCAACUUAAAUCCAGAGAUUAUAUUCCCAAAAAAGGAGAUGUUUGCUGUGCAUUUUUCGCAGGGGAUGGGAACUGGUAUAGAGCGUUGGUGGCAGAUAUUGUUCAGAAUGGGACUGUUAAAGUUCACUUUUUGGAUUAUGGAAACUUUGAAGACGUGACUGUGGACAAGUUGCAUGCAAUCCCCUCCAAAUUUCUGGAACUCCCGUUUCAAAUGAUUAAAUGCUGUUUAGCUGGUGUAAAGCCUGUUGGUGAAAAAUGGGACAGAGAAUCUACCCAAAGAUUUCAGGAGUGUGUUGCAGGGAUACAGCUGCAGGCUCGUGCUAUUAGCAAGGGUGAAAAUGGCUUUAGUGUGGUGCUAAUUGCAGGCAAUGCAGAGUCUCCAAGAGAUAUUAGCGAUAUUUUAAUUGCUCAAAAGGUAGCUAUAAGAGACAAAACUAAAGAGGAGGAGAGUGAGGUGGUUACCGGCCACUUACCAGUGCAGAAGUUCUCAAACAGGGUUUGCAACUCACCUAAAGCAGAUGAAGUAGAAAAACUGAAAAGACAAGAGAAAACAGAGAUAUUAGUGCCUAAAGAAGUGAUGCUAGAAAACCCUUUACCUCUAAAAGAGCCAUUAGAAGAUGGCAGGCAUACAGUGGGCAAAGCCACCUUAUCAACCAAAACACAAGAGACCACAGACAUUCCAGUUGAAAAAGGGGUGCUCACCGUAAUGUCUGUGCCUCAAAACGAGCAAGUGAUGAUUGCAGCUAAAGAGGAUUUGUCAGGUGACCCAAACGCUGAUUAUCCUUCCCUGGAAGAUGGCUUGUUACCUUCGGAGGUUACGGCACGGUUCUGCAUGACCAUAUCCUUGGCGCUGGCGCGUUUACAUCUCCCUGGAGUGCGUUUACGAUAUUGUCCAUGCUCUGUUAACCAGGGCUCGUCAGGUGUGGGAUCGCCUGGUCCAAUUCAGCCUUCUGGAGGAUCGACUGCCCCUGAGGCUUCAGGGGGGCAACCUUCGGGGCCAGGUUCCUCAUUUGCCCUGGCGGAAGGGGGGACUUGUGUGGCCAUUGACAGUUCUGGGUGCCCUUUGCUUCAGGCUGGUCCUGACUGGAUCUUCCGCCAGGGCUUGGGCUUUUAUGAUGCUGUUGGACUGGUUUGGGACGACCCAGUGUUGUCAGUGGGGGACUGUUUGCCCUUACGGGCAGAAUGUGCUUCCUUUUUUGGUGACAGAGUUUUCUCCAACAUAGAUACCUCUGUGGCUCAUCAGUGGAUUUCUAUUGAACUACCACUAAAUGAAGCAAUACAGUGUCGUGUACUGAAAGUUUUUAGUCCGGACCUGUUUUUUGCGUUUCCUAUAGAAAACAGGGUGGAUGUUGGAAGACUUCAGCAGGUAAUGUUGCAAAUAGCGGAGUACAGCAGUGCUGAAAUGAACAAGGAGUCUCUUAAACUGUCCAUUGGAGGUGCAUGCUGUGCCAGAUUUACAGAGGAUGGUCAGUGGUACAGAGCUGUGAUACUGGACAUUUCUGAAUCUGUAGUCCAAGUUGCAUAUGCUGAUUAUGGAAAUGUUGAAAGUCUUCCUGUUUCCAGUCUUAUUCCAAUAAAGGCAAGUUUUCUGCAGCCUCCUGUACCAAUUAUAAGGUGUGGACUUUCAGGUGUAACUCCAGUUUCCAAUCAGUGGUCUGAAUCAGCUACAGACGUUCUGAUGUCUCUGCUGCUAGGGUGUGAUGUGGCUGUCAUGUCAAAGUCACUAAAUAAUGGUACCCAUAUUGUGUCUGUGGAAAAGCUGACCGAAAAUGGUGUUAUGCACAUACAUGAAAAACUGGUCAGUGAACAGCUAGCUGAGCCAACCAAAUCCAGAACCAAAGGCAAUCCUUGCAAAGAUAAAGGUCAUUGCUGCUGCCAAGACCUCAAAACACGAGUUGAGAAACUAGAACAGAUUCUGUUGCACAUCCUGAACCAGCAGAAAGCCAGCGAAUCACAUAACUAAGAGUUGUAGUGGUUGCUCAAAAAAAACCUCCUCCGAUAUCAUAACAGUUAAAAAGAAAACAAAAU
Messenger RNA from Bombina bombina (fire-bellied toad), 3869 nucleotides. It is a transcript of the gene TDRD1, whose product is annotated as tudor domain containing 1. The record is from RefSeq and is a predicted model, not a curated record. The transcript is spliced from 25 exons. NCBI's taxonomy places the organism in Eukaryota, Metazoa, Chordata, Amphibia, Anura, Bombinatoridae. The coding region runs from base 1 to 3804 and encodes 1267 amino acids.